CCCAUACCCAAAAUAGAUACAAGAUAGAAAAAUAUAAGGCAGAGCUAAAAUUACUUGUUCGGGAAUGGUUUCACCCCACUUCUUCUCCCCAUCUUGCUCGUGGCUGAUCCAUCUACUUUCCCCAAUUUCCCUCAAGAAAGCUAGCUCUUCCUCCAAAACCCAGCAAUGGGGUGUGUGGGGAUCGAGAAGAAAGAUUGCUAGUAAGUUAUUCGAUCAACUUGCAGGAGCUAGCCGUGCAGAGUGUUAUCUUGUUGCUGCACCUCUCCGGCCGGCCUCUCCAAUAGAAAAAGGUGCAGUGACAAUGGACUAUCAGUUGGUCCCUUACCAAAGUUCUUUGCCCGUGGGUGAGGAACACUCUGGGAUGCCUCCCCAAAUUCAUGCAAUCGCUUAUUGUCCAACGCCAAUUAAUGUCAUUUGAUUUCUACAACCAACGUAGAAGUUUGUUGGCCGUCAGCACUAGGUUAGGAAUACAGAUAUGGGAGGCGGUCUUCGAGAGCUCUUCGCUUGGAUGGACUAAGAAAUUUGAAGCUUAUUGUCCUGGUGUAAAGCAUAUGGAGUGGAUGCCUAAUAAGCUCGGCCUUGCGUAUGGCGAUGAAAGAGGAUUGAUAACAUUAUUACAAUACAACAAAGAGCAAGGUUGCUUUAAAUCCAAAAUCAUACAUGACAAGCCAUCUAGAGGAGAAACAACCUCGAUUUCAUGGAGUGGGAACAGCUCUUAUCUAGCAUCAAGUUUUCACCCAAGAGCAACUGAAGAUGAGACAAGCAACAGUAUGAUCAUUAUUCAUAAGAGGGCAAGUGCUUCAAGAACAAAUGAGGUGCAAUCAAUUGAGAUGGAAGGCCGACCAAACCUAAUAGCAAAGUUUCACCCUGUUCAUAAUUGUCUUUUCAUAGCUAAGCGGCGGUGGGGAUUAGACAUCAAGAUCUUCUCGAACACAAUCACUGGCUUUGAAAAAGAAUCUGAUAAGUGGGUUCAAGUUGCUUCCUUUGAUCACGACGGUGAAAUAUCUUCAAUUAAUUUCAUCAUUUCAAGUAAUGGGUCGUCAAAAUCAUUUGCAAUUGCUAGGGUUGAUAACAUAAUAUCUUUCUAUAAAUAUGAUCACUAUUCCGGAUCUGAGUGGACUCCUACAGCUAAGCAAAGAGUUUCUUUCCAAUACAAAGUGAACACUGGAAAUCGAUUCAAAAAAAUUCUUUCCAUGGGUUGCUACAUAGACUCAACUAUUGCAAUUGGUUACACGGAUGGUUCUAUUGAGAUCUUUACAAAGAAAAGAGGAAAAUAUGUUAGUGCUUUAAACAAGUACUGGGAGCAUCAUUGGUCAAAAGCUAAAUGCUGGGCAUCCACCAUUCCUUGCCUAUCCUGGCAAUACAACACCGAAAAGACUCCUAAGGUGCUAGCAGUAGGAGGGGAACAUGGUUUUGUUUUGUUCUAUGAUUUUAUUGAAGCGGGGCCUUACACUGAAAUACCAAACCGUGACUAUGAAUGGGAGACUAACUACUACAAAUGUCCUUCCGAACCGGACGAGGAGGUCGAGGAGGAGGAGGAGGAGGAGGAGGAGGAGCCAACACAUGAUGUCACUCAAGAGUUAAACUCACAAGAAGAAGUUGAGCCUGUGAAGGAAACAAAAUUUGCUAUCUGUCAACAGAUUUUCUGUAGCAGAACAGUAAAUAUGGAAGAUAUCAAAGCCAUUGGAUUUAAAAUGGAGUACACACUCAUCAAUUAUAAGGUCACAUUUGAGAACCUUGCUUAUGUUGAAGCCAAAAAGAGAUUAGUAAAUGGAAAGUAUCCCGAAAAGAUAUUAGAAUGGAACUACAACAGUGAGCAUAUGAUCAGAGGUUUGAUAAUUGACAAGAAAAAGGGAAAUAUAAUCAAGGUGGACCACUAUAAUAAUGUAAAAAUGUCAUACCAUGGCAUGAAUGAGAUGCCAUAUGAGGAAUCAAAAAAUGUUUAUGGAUCUACAUUUAUGUUUGAAGAACCUGAGUUUGCUGCCAUGGAUACAACUUUCUCUUGUUGUGAAGGAUAUCUAUUUGCCCAACUCGUUGAUUUGAUGGAUACCAAUCCUCAAGAAGUGCCAGCGCCUACCUACAUGACUUUAUACAAACAUCUCAGGGAAGCCUUUGAUCAGGGCUAUAAAGAUGGAACUCUUAAACAAUCUGUGGCCAAUGACCUUGCUAGGUACAUCGAUAAAGAUCCAUCACUUCUUCCAAUGCUUCAGAACAUUAAGAACAAAGGAAUCUCCACGUUCUUAAUAACAGAUAGUUUGUGGGAUUAUACUGACAUUGUUAUGGAUUAUGCGCUACAUCAAGAUAAAGUGAACAAACACAGCUGGCUUCAAUAUUUUGACAUUGUCUUUACAGGAAGCCGAAGCUUUUUUAGUGAAGAAAGCCACGUGGAGCUGUUCGACGUGGAGAUUGAAACCGGGAAAAUUUCAAAUCCUAAAGAAUAUCAGUUGGGGAGAUCGAAAACAAAUCAAGCACCUAAGGAGAUCCAGAAAGUAUAUCAGGGAGGAGAUGUUGGACAUCUUCAAAGAUUAUUACCUAAUACCAAUGACCCCAAGCAGGUUCUGUAUGUGACACAUCAUAUUACCAAAGAGAUGCUCAACAACAAGGCCCAAGGUUGGAAGACUAUGCAAAUUAUACCUGAGCUGGAAAAGGAAUUGCAAAUUAUCAGAGAACAGGGGUCAAUUCGACAGAUUAUUAUUCGUGCCAGAGUGAAAUCAAAUAGUGUAGAAGAUAAAAUCUGUAUGCUCAGAAGCACCACUGAGGUUGAUGUAAUGGAGAAAAUAAACAAACUGACCAGUGAGAAGAAAGAAGGGAAUGGACAGCGAACGUGAAACUGCUGAAAAGAGGCUAGCUUCAAAGUUUAAUGAUAAAUGGGGUCCAGUUAUGAAGGCUGGGAAUAAGAAUUCCCGAUUUGCUCGCGAGGUAGAAAGAUCAGCAUGGUUAUAUACCAGCAGGGCGUCAAACUUGGCUGCUGAGAGAUGUUAUGAACAAUCAGACCAGUUGAUGGCACAUGACUCCGAUUUGUUGAGCUUCCAUUUGGGCAAGGACUGAAGCAGUUUAUAGCCAAACUAGGUCGAUCUAGCUUCCUUGUAGGCAAGGACUGAUGCAGUUUAUAGCCAAAAAAAUGGGAUCAACCCAACCCAUCCCGGUUCUUUUUUUUUGGGGGACAAAAAGAAAAGGAAGUGAUAAUAGCCAAACUAGGUCGAUCUAGCUUCCUUGUAGGCUAGCUAAAUGGAUGAUACUAGUUGUGAUCUAAACGUUAAUACAACGAAAGUCCCAAGGCCCAAAUUUUGGAUUUGCAA
This is a messenger RNA of Oryza sativa Japonica Group (Japanese rice), 3299 nucleotides long. RefSeq lists its product as uncharacterized. Gene Ontology annotation, molecular function: 5'-nucleotidase activity; protein binding. Lineage: Eukaryota; Viridiplantae; Streptophyta; Magnoliopsida; Poales; Poaceae. The record is from RefSeq and is a predicted model, not a curated record.